Molecule: messenger RNA, 970 nt
Organism: Aaosphaeria arxii CBS 175.79
Lineage: Eukaryota; Fungi; Ascomycota; Dothideomycetes; Pleosporales
Exons: 1
Coding region: 461-742 (93 amino acids)
Source: RefSeq, a predicted model, not a curated record
AUGUUCCUGAUGGUUGUAUGUAUCUUGCCAAUGUGCGACAGUAAGCAAGCAAAUACACGCCUCCAGACAACAAAUCUUAGAGAUAAAACAAGCCAUCUCAAGCCAUUGGAAUCCUUUGCCGUUUGUGCGGUUUACUAAUGGUGUGGUGAGGUGCACAUGGGGCGAGUAUCAGUCCUCAAACCUGGAGUUACGAUCCGACACGAGCCCGCAGCGCCCGUCCGUCCGAGAUGGCUUGAGGGGUAGUCUACCAUACGUGCGAUUUAGAGAUGGUGGAAGAUAAUGGGCGUUCGAAGUAGCGGUUUGCCACGUUGUGGACCGACGGUGUGGCUGGCCAUGGCAUGCGCAUCCCGUCGUCCAGGUCAAAGAAAGAAACAUGAAUGGUAUGUGAUGAUACCCAGAAGAGUAGCGAUUCCACAGACGUAAGUGUCACUAUUGCCAACAAAGGGGAGUCAAGGAUCGGAUGGGGGCUUGGGGAUGGCAUCGCGGAGGGGAGUCCAUUUUACCGUUAAUCCUAGCGCCUAGGCAUGGCGGCGCGGCUGAGAACGAAUUGCAGGACAUGGGGGAGAUAGGAUGGACCUGUUACUGUAAUACAGACAUUGACAUGGAUAUGGAUGGAAUAGACAUGGACAUGGACAUGGGAGAAACUUCCUUUUACCCGAUGAUGCCCAGAGUUAUUUCGGUCAGCAAUAGGCCGGGGGCAAGGGCAUGCAAGUUGGCCAUGGAAGCUAAUUCGAAGGCUUAAGGGGGGCUUGAUAUGGUUGAGUAGAACGGGAGUUGAGAAAGGGAGUUGUGUUGAGUGAGCUUCGAUCACAACCAAGACGACCAAGAAAUACAAUGGGAGUUAGGACUGCCUUGGUGGCCGUCAAGUGUAAGAACCCGCGUAGGGGAGAAUUGUAAUCAGUGUCUAAGUCGGAGUGACGGUGGUGUGGAGAGUUCGUGUCUUCAUUCGUUCAUUUGUUGAAGUUCGCGG